GGCCUACGUUCAAUUUCCCAUAGCCACAGCCACGUGAUAUUCAUAUGCCUGUCCUCGGCGCCAGGCCGUCGUCUCAUCUGCUUCCUUAAAUUUUCUCAUAACCACACCGCUCCGGCUGUUUCUCCCCUGUUCCUUCCCUUCCCGGAAAUAAAAUUUCCCCUUCCUUCAAAGCCCUAACCACUUCCUCAAUUCACACCCUCCUCCCCAUUUCUUGUUUCACAGCCACUUUCUUCCUCUAGGUCUACUAUGGCAGGAGUUCUCAGAGAAAGAGCACUCUCUCUCCUCGCCGCCGCUAACAACCACGGCGAUUUAACGGUGAAAAUUUCAUCUUUGAACCAGGUUAAGGAUAUCAUACUGGCCAUCGAGCCUUCUUUCGCAGCAGAGCUUUACUCCUACCUGGUUGAGCUUCAGUCCUCCCCCGAGAGCUCACUACGUAAAUUGUUAAUUGAGGUGAUUGAAGACAUUGGAUUAAGAGCCAUGGAACAUUCUCCUCUGUUAAUGUCGGUUUUGUUGGCAUCUCUAAAGGAUGGAGAAUCAAUCGUAGCAGGACAAUCAAUUAUUAGUGGCCAAAAAUUAUUUUGUGGUACUUUAAGAGAGAUGGCAUUACAGUUGCAUCGGCGAGGUAAAGUUGAAAGAUGGCUGGAAGAACUGUGGAUGAGAAUGUUGAAGUUUAAAGAUGAGGUUUUAGCAAUUGCUUUAGAGCCUGGAUCUGUUGGGAAGAGGUUGCUGGCUCUGAAAUUUUUGGAAACAUAUGUUCUACUAUUUACAUCUGAUACAAAUGAUCCACAAAAAGCUAUCUCAGAAGGAAAUAGGGAUGUUUUUAACAUUUCAUGGCUAGCUGGUGGAUUUCCUAUUUUGGAUCCAGUUGGGCUAAUGUCGGAAGCUAAUAGGAUGCUUGGUAUUCUGUUGAAUUUGUUGCAAACCAGUUCUGUUCCUGGUACAUACACAGUAACAGUUGUCAGUAGUUUAGCAACUAUAGCAAGGAAAAGACCAGUUCAUUAUGGCAACAUUCUAUCGGCACUGCUGGACUUUGUUCCGAGUUUUGAGAUGAUAAAAGGGCGUCAUGCUGCCAGCAUUCAGUAUUCUAUAAGAUCUGCCCUUUUGGGAUUCCUAAGGUGCAUGCAUCCAGCUUUUGUAGAGCUUGGUUUUCAGUCAAGAGAUAGAUUGCUAAAGGCUUUAAGAGGUAUAAAUGCCGGAGAUGCUGCGGAUCAAGUGAUCAGGCAAGUGGACAAGAUGGUGAAAGCUGCUGAUCGAGCUGCACGUGAUGCUUGGCUGGGCAAGGAUGACCAAUCAUCAAAUCAGCUUAAUGCAUCAGCGGAUCUGACAAGAAAAAGAUCCAGGGUUCUGGAUGAUGAAGAACUUUCCAAUGGCCGUGAGGUUUCCAAGCAAUUUCGGUUUGGUCCAGAUGUUCACCCAAUUUCCACAGCUCAAAAAGAUGGUUCUCUUCAGAAUGCCAUCUCUAAUGGAACAUCCCAUGAUGUUUCUAAAUUAGAUGUUGAAUUGACUCCUGCAGAGCAGAUGAUUGCAAUGAUUGGCGCCUUACUUGCUGAAGGGGAGCGAGGUGCAGAGUCACUUGGAAUUCUGAUUUCAAAUAUUCAUCCUGACUUGUUGGCUGAUAUUGUCAUAACUAACAUGAAGAACUUGCCCAAAGCAUCACCUCCUUUGACUUGGCCUGGAGACUUGCCUGUAACUCGUCAAGGAAGUAGUCAUGUGCAAGUUCUGGCACCAUCAGCCCCAUUGAGUUCGGUGCAAACUUCAGUUACUCCUGCACAAGUUCCUUCUUCUUUGGCUACCUCAGCUGGUUCAACUUUUGCUGAGUCUACUGUCAAUAGUCUCCCUAUUGAUUCUAAACGUGAUCCCAGAAGGGAUCCCCGCCGCCUUGAUCCUCGUCGUGGAGGAGUAUCUUCUGCUUCUAGUAUGGACGAGGCAACUUCAAAUACAUCUGAUGUUGAUGGCUCCAUAUCCUUGGGAAAAUCUGCUUCGGUUCCUGUUUCUGUGACAAUUGAGAAUUCUUCAGUAUCUCUUAUAUCAAAAACGAAAGUUGAAGAAAAAAUUAUCGAGUCUCCCUUAGUGUUUGGAACAGAUCAAUCAACCCCCAAAUCAAGAUCUCCUGAUAGAGCUGAGAAAAUGGACACUAUAUUAGAGAUUCAUGCCCCUCUGGAUCCCAUGCCUACAGCUGUUGGAAAAGUGGACGAUGGUUUAGUUGCAGUUAGUUUGCUCGAUGACUUAGCAACUAAAGGGGACGAUACAUCGUCUUGUGUAGAAUACAAUCAGUAUUCUCCAUCAGUUACAAGUGCAGCUGCAUCUGAAGAUACCUGUGAGGAGCUGCCUUUGCUUCCCCCAUAUGUUGACUUAACUUCAGAACAGCAAACAACUGUAAGAAAUUUGGCAGCUGAAAAGAUAUUUGAUUCAUGCAAGAAUUUUAAUGGGGCAGACUGCCAUCAGAUACGCUUGGCAAUAAUUGCUCGAUUGGUUGCUCAGGUUGAUGCUGAUGAUGAUAUUGUUCGAAUGUUGGAAAAGCAAGUUGCUAUUGACUACCAACAACAAAAGGGGCAUGAGCUUGCGUUGCAUGUCUUAUAUCAUCUGCAUUCACUUAAUAUUCUGGAUUCAGUGGAAAGUUCUUCUUUUGCUGUGUACGAGAAGUUUCUUCUAGUUGUGGCUAAAUCGUUGCUAGAUGCUUUUCCAGCUUCGGACAAAUCUUUUAGUAGACUUCUUGGUGAAGUUCCAGUUUUGCCGGACUCUACCUUGGAACUAUUACAUAAACUUUGCUCUUGUGAUAUUACUGACAACCGAGGGAAGGAUACUCCUGAUAUUGAGCGUGUCACACAAGGCCUUGGCACUGUUUGGAAUUUGAUUGUGAAGCGUCCAUAUAGUCGGCAAGCUUGCUUAGAUAUUGCUCUGAAGUGUGCUAUGCAUUCGGAAGUUAAGGUUCGAGCAACAGCUAUUAGAUUGGUGGCAAACAAACUCUACCGCUUAAGUUACAUUUCAGAUAGGAUUGAGCAACAUGCAACAAACAUGUUCCUGUCUGCAGUAGACAACGUAGAUCAGACAGAUGUAGAGCCUUCACCAUGUGCAUCGAUUGAACAAAGAACUGGAGUAGAGGGUGAGAGUUUGGAAACGUCUGUUUGUGGUUCUCAAGUUUCAGAUCCGGGAACCUCAGAAAAUGAUUCACUGAGGAGUUCACAACCUACAGUUCAUGGCAAUUCAACCUUGUCACUUUCAGAAGCUGAAAGACAUAUUUCUCUUCUUUUUGCUCUAUGCGUGAAGAAUCCUUGUCUGCUUCGGUUUGUGUUCGAUGCUUAUGGACGGGCUCCCAGAGCAGUGAAAGAGGCUGUGCAUGAACAUAUCCCUAAUCUUAUUACGGCCCUAGGGUCAUCUGAUUCUGAAUUGCUAAGAAUAAUAUCAGAUCCACCUCCAGGAAGUGAACAGCUCUUAGCAUUGGUGCUACAGGUACUAACUCAAGAGACAGCACCUUCAUCUGAUCUGAUUGCAACAGUCAAACAUUUAUACGAAACUAAGCUGAAGGAUGUGACAAUUCUCAUUCCAAUGUUGUCCUCACUUUCCAAAAAUGAGGUUUUACCUGUUUUUCCUCGGCUGGUUGAUCUUCCGUUGGAGAAAUUUCAGAGAGCGUUGGCUUACAUAUUACAGGGUUCAGCACAUACACGCCCAGCUUUAACACCUGUUGAAGUUCUGAUUGCCAUCCACAACAUAAUUCCUGAAAGGGAUGGCCUUCCACUAAAGAAGAUAACAGAUGCUUGUUCGGCUUGUUUUGAGCAACGUACAGUUUUCACUCAGCAGGUUUUAGCAAAAGCCUUGAGCCAGAUGGUUGAACAAACUCCACUCCCUCUUCUCUUCAUGAGAACUGUGAUUCAGGCAAUUGAUGCUUUCCCUACUCUGGUUGAUUUUGUCAUGGAGAUACUUUCCAAGCUUGUAAACAGACAGGUCUGGAGGAUGCCAAAAUUAUGGUUUGGUUUUUUGAAAUGUGCAUUUCAAACACAGCCUCAUUCCUUCCGAGUACUAUUACAGUUACCACCGACACAACUUGAAAGUGCUUUGAAUAAAUAUGUUAACCUUAAAGGUCCGCUUGCUGCUUAUGCCAGCCAGCCCAGCACAAAAUCUACUCUCUCUAGACCGACACUCAUAGUUCUGGGUCUUGAAAACGAAAGGCAUUUGUAGCGGCUGGUCACAUCCUAUUCAUCUUGUAAAGUUAGGACGAAAAUCAUUUGUUCACAUUUCAACUCCGGAGUGGUAAAACAGCAAGCCUUGAGAACCUGAGUAUCGACUAAUCAGCUCUUUAGAGUAUGAGGCGAUUUAUCCUCCAUCAUGGUCCCGGUCAUCUUUAUCAAUCAUCCUGGGACAGUUUAACUAUAGUUUGUUGCAGACAUCAUUCAGUACAACGGGUGGGUGAACCCAGUGAUUGUGACCAUAGAUAACUCGAAAGAACACAAAUUUCAACCUGACUAACAGCCAUCCCCACAAAAUGAGGGGAAGGAAAUGCUGAUUCUGAGUAGGUGUACAUAAUCUGCAUUAAGGAGUUUGUAAGAAAUGUUGUUGAUGCCUUUUCUAUUAUUUUCCAUUUUGGUUGAUCCAAUUCUUUAAAGAUUUUUCACAUUUUGUUUAGUAGAUUCGUCUGUUCUAAUCUGGGUGGCUUUGUAUACGAACCUAUUGUAAUUUUGGUGAAGAUGGUUCCUCCCCAUGUAGUCAUGUACCAUACCCCUUCACUGUCCCAAUUUUUUUCUCCCAUUCCCACCCUUUUAGUUUGUAUGAUUUGCUUAGCCUUGAAAAAUGUGUUAAAUCGACUUGAUCGAUGGUUUGAAUUGAUAUAAAUGAUUGAUCACGGGAAUGUUAUCAAACGAGUUUCGAAAUAUUUUAUUA
This is a messenger RNA of Cucumis sativus (cucumber), 4875 nucleotides long. RefSeq lists its product as uncharacterized. The transcript has 27 exons. The record is from RefSeq and is a predicted model, not a curated record. Lineage: Eukaryota; Viridiplantae; Streptophyta; Magnoliopsida; Cucurbitales; Cucurbitaceae. The coding region runs from base 247 to 4176 and encodes 1309 amino acids.